Molecule: messenger RNA, 594 nt
Organism: Protopolystoma xenopodis
Lineage: Eukaryota; Metazoa; Platyhelminthes; Monogenea; Polystomatidea; Polystomatidae
Source: the annotation of a GenBank genome assembly
CUGCUCAGGUUCGCUCUCGUCUUCACCAAUCUCCAACUAACACACAUACACAGUAUCCCGUCUUCUGGUCGCUUACUCCCCUUUCUCGCAUCUCGACUUGCCACCAAAGAGGCAGUGUCCCCCUCUCCUACGGUUCGUAUCCGUCGCGGGGAUCAAGCAGGCGGAUCUUGCCUGGCAAUCAGCUCAAUCCUGUUCCACCGACUGGCAGGCAGAAACUGUCCCAACGACGGAUACGUGAGCUGCAGACAUGACCGCAAGUUGGAGGAAAUUGGAUGCAAAAAGAGGUCAUUUUUGUCAGGCAGUCUGCCCUCAGAGUCGAAGUUAAUUGCGUCUGGACGACAAAAGAAAAGCCCUCUUUAUGGUUCUGUUAGGUUGAUGGAAAGACUCGAGGUUAGACAUUGGUUCUUUACUAGCCAACCCCAGCUUCAUUCUGGCUGGGAGAGGGUUCAAAUGGGGCAAUUUCACAUACUAAACAACAUUAUUCUGCCCCCAUCCUUCGGUAGCUUCGAAGAAGCCGAGAUCUUUACUGUCUUUGGAAGGAAAUUUCUCGUGGCUCCGUCGAAUCUGAUGCUUAGACCGUCCGAAACAAGUUAA